AUGGCCAGCGCUAUUAAGAAAAGUGGUCUACGACAACGGAAAAGCCAACGACAGAUCCUCACAUGCACAGAAUGUGCCCGGAGGAAACAAAGAUGUUCUAAGAAUGUUCCAUGCACUUCGUGUGUGGACCGCGGCAUUGCGGAUGCAUGUUGUCGCGAAGAAUCAGGUCCUGCUCGCGGUCUGCCUGGUUCGUCCUUGGAGCCCCGACUGACCACGGCCGAGACGACUCAGUUCCCGAGGGUUGUACCCGGAGCCGCCAUUCCAACAGAGACGGAUCCCCGAAACCAAGUACAGUCUGCAUCUUUACACCACAAUACUCGUCAAUCUUCCGCUGCCAGCCUUGACGGCAGCAGUGAGCACUUUACUAGCCUGUCUGCAAGUGAAGCCAAUGUUGGCAGUGCAGAUGGCCAGGCUGCAGCAAGCGACAGAGCAGACGGAAGCGGUAUCAUGAACGAGACUGUUGUUACUUUGGAGUUCCUUACUCAUGGCCGGCAGAACAUUCUAAACUCAAACUCUAAUUAUGAGUUGUCAGAUGAUUUGUCAGACGAAAAUGAGUACCAACCAUCCAGUGAAGGGCCGAUAGCCUGGGAUACGAUCCUCUCUCCCGAGGAAGUACGCAGCCUGCUGUUGUUCCAUCAGGAAAACCUGGCAUGGAUGCACAAUGUUGUGCAUAUGCCAUCGUUUAUAUCUGAAUUUGAGAUGAGCCUCACACGACCGGCUAAUGCCUGUUGGAGGGCAUUGUAUUAUGCAAUCCUUAGUACAACUUUCUAUCAUGCAAGCGAGGCUCAAUUGGCAGAACUUGGCAUUGAAUGCACUGAAACUUUGCAAGCCGGCAGAGUCCUUCAUGACAAAAGUAUGCAAUGUCUAUACGAGGGGAAUUUCACUUCUAAGCAUAACAUCUUCUCCGCGCAGGCCAUCUGUGUCCUUUUGCAGAUAUCCCACAACAUUGACCAGUCCGAUAUGAUUUCUGUGCUUGUGGCUGCAGCAAUCAAGAUCUGCCAAUGCCUUAACAUGCAUCGCCUUGGACCGGAUCGGGAAGACCUCACUCUUCAAAUGACCUUAGAUGCUGCGAGUCGAUACUUGAUUAAAAGAGAGGUCAAGAAACGAGUGUGGUGGUUUCUUAUCAGACAGGACUGGCUGCAGAUACCGUUCCAAAACACAUACCUCGUGCAUGCAUCGCAAUUCAACAGUCCCAUGCCUAUUAACUGCUUUGAUGAACCAGAGCUUAUGAUCAGAGAUGGAAAGGUCGUGUCACAACCCGAUGACGUGUAUACACAAAAUAGCUACUCCAGCCCAAUCAACCACAUUGCUGUCAUUAUUUGGAAACACCAGGAUCGUAUGUGUCAAGUUGGGCAUCCCAGUAAAAGCCCCGAUAACAUAUUGAAACUAUAUGACCAGGUCAUUUGGGCAGACCAGGGCCUUAAGCGUGUACUUAGAGAACUUCCCGACUUCUUGAACCCAUUGUCGACCCACAGCAAUGAUCUCUUACCGCCGUUGAUAAAGCAACAGGCACAUGUUGGGCUGCUAUCAAUGGCGCACAAGGUUCUUUCAGUACAUCGGCACUUUCAGCUCGAGAGCUUCAGGGAUCGACGUUUUGCUUUUACACAGUUAUCCUGCCUGAGUAUCGCCGAGCAGAGCAUAUUGAACGUGAAGUCCUGGACGGACAGUCCAUCAGCCAAUAUCACCCGCAGAAUGUGGACAGUCAUUACUCAUUUGACAACGUGUUGCGUUAUCCUGAUCUUUGCGUCGAUUUUUCGUGACGAAAACGCGCUAUUGUACGACGGCGAUAAAAUGCGUUGUCUUGCGGAGGCUGGACGUCGCUGCAUUGGUCUUGCUAUAUCGGCAAGCUCCAUUGCUAGAAGAAGCGCGCGCAUGCUCGAUGCGCUGCUUGAUUUGGAUAAGAAAGUGAGGUGCUCCUCAGAUAUACGAUACUUCAACGUGGAAGAUAUCAUCCGACGGGUGACUAGUGAUACGGAAGGUCAAUCUGCUAUAGUCACAGAACUGACCUCGUAUGCAUUGCCUUGGGACAUAGCAUCUUGGGAUAACAUGUUUGGUGGGGACGAGUCCUGUAUGACUUUUAGCUAG
Molecule: messenger RNA, 2085 nt
Organism: Pestalotiopsis fici W106-1
Lineage: Eukaryota; Fungi; Ascomycota; Sordariomycetes; Amphisphaeriales; Sporocadaceae
Exons: 6
Coding region: 1-2085 (694 amino acids)
Biological process (GO): regulation of DNA-templated transcription
Molecular function (GO): zinc ion binding; DNA-binding transcription factor activity, RNA polymerase II-specific
Source: RefSeq, a predicted model, not a curated record